This is a messenger RNA of Neocloeon triangulifer, 1103 nucleotides long. RefSeq names its product GTP-binding nuclear protein Ran (gene Ran). The transcript has 4 exons. Gene Ontology annotation, molecular function: GTP binding; GTPase activity. Lineage: Eukaryota; Metazoa; Arthropoda; Insecta; Ephemeroptera; Baetidae. Gene Ontology annotation, cellular component: nucleus; cytoplasm. The coding region runs from base 127 to 774 and encodes 215 amino acids. The record is from RefSeq and is a predicted model, not a curated record. Gene Ontology annotation, biological process: protein import into nucleus; ribosomal subunit export from nucleus.
AACGUAACUGCCGAAUUUUUCCUUGCGCGAAUGUCUCCAAAUUUACUUAAAAGCUUAUUUUGCAACAUGAAAUUAGUUAUUUAAUGGAUUUGGAAGAAACAAAGAUAUUAAUAGCCGAUACCAAAGAUGAGUACCGACGCAGAAAUGCCCACUUUCAAGUGCGUCCUCGUUGGUGACGGAGGCACUGGAAAGACAACAUUCGUAAAACGCCACUUGACUGGUGAAUUCGAGAAAAAGUAUGUUGCUACCCUUGGCGUUGAGGUGCACCCUCUUGUUUUCCACACAAACCGAGGCGCUAUCCGGUUCAACGUGUGGGACACUGCUGGACAGGAAAAGUUUGGUGGAUUGCGAGACGGAUACUACAUACAGGGACAAUGCGCCAUAAUUAUGUUUGAUGUCACAUCUCGCGUCACAUACAAGAAUGUCCCUAACUGGCACAGAGAUUUGGUCAGGGUCUGCGAGAACAUUCCCAUUGUUUUGUGCGGCAACAAAGUAGACAUCAAGGACAGAAAGGUCAAGGCUAAGAGCAUUGUCUUCCAUCGCAAGAAGAACCUUCAGUACUAUGACAUCAGUGCUAAGAGUAACUACAACUUUGAGAAACCAUUUUUGUGGUUGGCUCGCAAGCUGAUUGGAGACCCCAACUUAGAGUUUGUGGCGAUGCCUGCUCUUCUGCCCCCUGAGGUUGUCAUGGACCCCACCUGGCAGCAGCAGAUCGAGAAAGAUCUCAAAGAGGCUCAAGAAACAGCCCUGCCCGAGGAUGAUGAAGACUUGUAAAGCUGCCGUCGACAAACUCGUGAAGAAACUUUUUCUCCGUUUUAAGUUUGCUGCAAUGUUUGGAAUAUUCAAUUUUUGCUAAAAAUUGGUUCCAAAAUUUUUAACCUCAAAAAAAUUCUCAAAAGAAUAAAUGGAAAUAAAAGUGCGAGCGAAUUCUGCAAAGUGUUAAAUAAAAUCCAGUUUUAUAUUUAAUUGCAUAUUUGUACUGCCAUUUGGUUGCUUUGACUUAUUUCCCUAAUCAUGCAUGUAUCCAGCUAAUUAUUUUGUGCCCUUUGGAUAGUUCAUGAAACUUAGGUUGGGGAAAUAAAAGCAUAUUUUUCACAAAGGUA